AAGAGGGGGAGAGAGCUGCAGAUAGCAGACACAGUGACAGAUGAGAGCGUGGCACAACUUGUCUUUCUUGACUGCACCGUGGGUUGAGGGGAAACCAGAGAGCAAGUGCAUCAGAGUUUGAGGCAAAGCUGUUGCCCAAACGCACGCACGCAGACACACAAACACACUCGCACACUCUCAAACAGGCAGACCCCACAGCCCGGCUGACAACAAGUUCAGAGCUAAGACUUACCUUUUGGGGAGGUGCAGAAGUUUUGUCUUGAGGAGCACCUCCAUUGUUAUGGCUCUGCAAGAAACGAGCCGUCUUGUCCUGUAGAGGAGCUGUGUGUUUCCACUACAGAAGAACUUGAAGCCCCGUGGAGGAUGGAGAAGCUGUCAGGAAAGGACAAGGAGCUGAUACGGAGCAGCUGGGAGAGCCUGGGCAAGAACAAAGUUCCUCAUGGCGUCAUCAUGUUUUCCAGGCUUUUUGAGCUGGACCCAGCUCUUCUCAGUCUUUUCCACUACAACACAAACUGUGGCAACACACAAGACUGCCUCUCAAGCCCAGAGUUUCUGGAACACGUCACCAAGGUGAUGCUUGUGAUCGAUGCCGCCGUCAGCCACCUGGACGAUCUUCACUCCUUGGAGGAUUUUCUUCUCAACCUGGGGAGAAAGCAUCAGGCCGUGGGGGUCAACCCACAGUCAUUUGCUGUGGUGGGAGAGUCGCUCCUCUACAUGCUCCAGUGCAAUUUGGGCCAGGCCUACACGGCGCCCAUGCGUCAAGCCUGGCUCAACAUGUACGGCAUCGUGGUGGCGGCCAUGAGCCAAGGAUGGGCUGAGAACGGCGAGGACAAGGCUGACUGAGGCGCCGCCGCGUUACUGUUGCUGUUCUCUCACUCAUUGUGGUUGCCAUGGAAUAAGGUUGUGUAACUUGCAGCAUUGUGGC
Molecule: messenger RNA, 925 nt
Organism: Phycodurus eques (leafy seadragon)
Lineage: Eukaryota; Metazoa; Chordata; Actinopteri; Syngnathiformes; Syngnathidae
Gene: ngb
Product: neuroglobin
Exons: 5
Coding region: 364-843 (159 amino acids)
Molecular function (GO): heme binding; oxygen binding
Source: RefSeq, a predicted model, not a curated record